AUGCUCGUGAAUGCGGCGUAUGCCAAGAUUGAGGUUGAAUUUGACUACUGGUUUGACAUUAUGAGGACUGAGAAUCUGGCCAUGUGUGACUGGACCAACCGAUUGGAAUACGAUAAACAUCAGUUUGAGUAUACCGUGGUUGAGACGACUCCUGCCGGUAACUUCUUGCUUGGGAUGUAUCGGGUUUCCCUCAGAGAUCGCACUUAUGACUGCGAGUACUUUCAAGCUCUCUAUUACCCGUGCUGCCAUGCGAUUGCAUGCUGUGCUCAGUCCUGGUUAGACUGGGCUACGUACGUCCAUGAGGUUUAUACCAUGAGUAAGGUGUUCAGUGUAUACCGGAUGAGAUUUUUGCCCCAUAUUCUAGAGGGUCUGUGGCCACUGUAUGCCGGUCCUACUAUCGUCCCUGAUCCUAACAUGAGACGUGCCAGAGAAAGGCGACCGAGGUCAACAAGAUUCCGUAACACCAUGGAUGAGGCCGAUACUAGUUGGUCGAAGCGAUGUGGGCUAUACAGACAGACAGGACACACUCGCAGGACUUGCCCUCAGUGA
Arachis duranensis is the source of this 549-nucleotide messenger RNA. RefSeq lists its product as uncharacterized. NCBI's taxonomy places the organism in Eukaryota, Viridiplantae, Streptophyta, Magnoliopsida, Fabales, Fabaceae. The record is from RefSeq and is a predicted model, not a curated record. The transcript is spliced from 2 exons. Bases 1 to 549 code for a protein of 182 amino acids.